AUGGCAGCAUCAUGUUUGAUUGAUGAAACCUCCAGUCAGCCAACUAUAUCCGAUGACGAUCUUAUUAAAUUGGCCAAAGAAGAAUUAAAUGAAAUACCUGAAAAAAGAGCUGAAGAUGUAAACACACUAAGAAAGAGAAUUCAGAAACAUCCCGGCCUAAAUAUUCGUACUGACGAUGCAUACUUAUUGAAAUUUCUACGAGCCUCAGCAUUCGACCAAGAUGCCGCCUACACACUUUUACUGAAAUAUUUCGAAUUGAAAGCAGAUGAGAAAAAUAAACAGCUAUUCACAGACUUGCGAUCUGCAGCAGUGAAGCACGUGGUUGAGUCAGGUGUAGUAGGUUUACUUCCACACCGUGACAAACAAGGAAGAAGAGUUUUGGUUUUAAGACCAGGUAAAUUGGACCCAAGUCAGUUCGGACCACCCGACAUCUUCAAAGCAUCAUUCAUGCUUAUCAUCAAACUCGCUGAGGACGAAGAGACACAGAUCAGAGGUUGUGUUGUUCUGUAUGACAUGAAGGAUAUGGGGUUUGGUCAGAUGACGCAUAUAUCACCAUUCUAUGCUAAACGAAGUGUGAUGCUUUUCCAGGACAGUGUCCCAGUAAGGUUUAAAUACAUCCAUGUGGUGAAUGAACCCGCUGUGUUCGACUACUUGCUCGCACUGGCAAAGCCAUUCAUGAGUCAACAAACCGUGGACAAAAUGUUGGUACAUGGCCAUAGACUAGAGGAAUAGGCAGAGUAUUUUGAUUUGGAGUACAUUCCAGAAGAAUAUGGGGGAAAGGCUCCCCCAUUCUCAAGCCAGGAAAUGAAGAAGACAAUAUUAGAUUGCGAUAAAGAAUUUGACGCCGAAUCUAAGAAUAACCUCGUAAAUGCGAAAAGUGACAGGUAUACGGACGGAAUAGCAGGAACAUACAGGAAACUUGAAAUUUAAACUUAAAGAUUAAUUAGCUUGAACUUCAGCAGUUCUGUUUUAUUUCUCCAAGAUGUUCAAUUGCAGUUAACAUUAGACAGAACUUACGGGAAGUUCAAGGUGCAGAUCAAGAUGUUGUUAACAUCAUUGGAUCAUUACUGUACAAUAUCUAAAACAUACUGUCACUGUAUUAUAUCAUUGGAAGUAUGAACUAUAACAUUUCAAUCGACUACGUGAAACAUUUCCAUUGUUUUUAAGAAAAUAAACAGUUUCCAAAGGAUUAAAAAUGACAGCAGUUUGAAAUGCACAUUUCUCUUAUACUGCAAAAACUGAUAUAAAAACAUGAACGUGAAAUGUUUAUCAUAUCAUUUUGACUUUUCCGAUCAUAUAUUUUUAAUUAAAAACGAAAAGGAGUAAAAUCUAGGUAUGUAAUGAUUUUUCAUUAAACAGUGCUUUCUAUUAGACAAAUGCCAAUAAUAUGACUAUAUGUGGACUUUGCUUAUCAGUUGUACUCUCUCGAAGUAGUAAAAUUUCGUAAAUAUGCAAAAUGACUUCCAGAAAUAGGCUGGUUUACAGUAGUAGACAAGCGUUUGGUUCCAUUCCAUCAGUUUAGAAUCAGUGACAAGAGCUUUUCUAGAGGGGGUGAAGUGUUUGUAAGUGAAAUAUAGAGUAUGCCUUAGUAAACCUACUAAAGCAGAGAACACGAAACUCCUUUUUUAAAAACUAUGUUAUUUCACCAAGUUGUUUAUCUUACAAGUUUAACUAUUAAAUAGUGUUCAAGAAUAGUGUUAAUUCCAGGGUUAAAGAACUUUGUUCAAAGAUGGAGAAGUGAAGUUAAUAACUCCAGUAAAUGUUUCAGUUAUCGUAUUUAUAAAGAAGACUUUAUAAAAAAAAUCAACAUUUUGUCAUUGGAUCUGGCAAUUUAGAUACAUGAAUCACAAAUUACUUAUGAAAAAUUGAAGUUUUCACAAGAUAGACAGAAAUCUUAGAACUUGUCACCUUUGCAGUAAACGAGUUUCUUCAUCUUUUUAAUCACUCUAUAGCUGCAAGAAGGAAAUAUUUAAACGAGUACCAUUACAAAAAUCUAAAUACUCGCAAAUUUUCAUAACUGGUGAAUAGUGGUGACAAAGCAACAUUGAUAAAAUUACCGAUUUUCUGUAAACGCUCUUUAACGGUAGAAAAUUUUGACAUGUAUAUUCGUAAUCGCCGUUUAUAUAAUAUAGUCAUGUUUUGUACUAUCACA
This is a messenger RNA of Mercenaria mercenaria, 2152 nucleotides long. RefSeq names its product alpha-tocopherol transfer protein-like. The record is from RefSeq and is a predicted model, not a curated record. The transcript has 8 exons. Gene Ontology annotation, cellular component: membrane. The coding region runs from base 1 to 732 and encodes 243 amino acids. Gene Ontology annotation, molecular function: phosphatidylinositol bisphosphate binding. Lineage: Eukaryota; Metazoa; Mollusca; Bivalvia; Venerida; Veneridae.